This is a messenger RNA of Verticillium nonalfalfae, 483 nucleotides long. RefSeq lists its product as uncharacterized. Lineage: Eukaryota; Fungi; Ascomycota; Sordariomycetes; Glomerellales; Plectosphaerellaceae. The record is from RefSeq and is a predicted model, not a curated record. Bases 1 to 483 code for a protein of 160 amino acids. The transcript has 3 exons.
AUGCCGCUCGAAGAAGAUCCACAUUUCCAGGCGUGUAACCCGAGCACCUCUCUCCGAUGGCUCGCGCGUCAGCACCCGGCUGUCAAACGCAGCAUUGUUAGGGAUUGCCAAGACCUAGUUCUCAGGGACAACGAAACGUUUGUUAACGAGUAUGAAGCGUCACCAAACACCUGGCAACCCUGGCCUGAGAAUGAUUCACUACCACUCAGUAUUGCCUUCGACACCACAGACCUCCCCAUCCGCCCAAUCGUUGUCCUGCAUUUGUUCUACUGCUACGAUGCGAGUGACAAACAGCUGGAAACCUUCCACGAGGACCUUCGUGAUCUCGGCUACGGAGUCAAGAUUGAGCGACUCAGGACCGUUCUUAGAGAAGGCAAGGCGUAUGCGGAACUGGCGAAGAAACUGCCAGUGGAGUGGUCUCCCUUCGACCUUCCUGCAGACCGGUCGCCGACCAGGCAAUUUUACGAAACUAAGCAAGACUGA